Molecule: messenger RNA, 1883 nt
Organism: Caenorhabditis sp. 36 PRJEB53466
Lineage: Eukaryota; Metazoa; Nematoda; Chromadorea; Rhabditida; Rhabditidae
Source: the annotation of a GenBank genome assembly
AUGCUCUACUUACGUUAUCUGUCUGCUCAGAUGACAACGCGACUUCCACCACUUCCGGCUCUCCGUGACUUUAUCCACAUGUACCGUCUGAGGGCGAAAAAAAUUCUAUCGCAGAACUAUCUGAUGGACAUGAACAUCAACAGAAAAGUUCCAGAAAAGAUAACGGAGAAUAGCGUCGAGAUUCCAAAAGUAUUCAGAUUGCGAAACACGCGAAAGUGACGGAGAACGACUGGGUAAUCGAGAUCGGACCGGGUCCCGGAGGAAUCACGAGAGCGAUUCUGGAAGCGGGCGCCGGCAGAUUGGACGUCGUGGAAAUAGACAGCAGAUUCAUUCCACCGCUGCAGGUUCGCGUCAUUCUCUGAUAUUUGUCAUCGGAUGAUAAUCAUUUAAAGACUGAUGUGCCAACACUUUCGUGUACUAAAAGAUAGUGUAGAAUCGGAAUCUAAACUGGAAGUUGGAAAGGAAUUUUGUUGCAGCAUCUCGCGGAUGCUGCCGAUUCUCGAAUGUUCAUCCAUCACCAAGACGCUCUUCGUACAGAGAUCGGCGACAUUUGGAAGGUUCCACCACUCUCGCGAGCCAUGAAUUCCCUUCCAUUUCAGAACGAAUCCCUCCGUCCUCCUUCCGUUGACUGGUACGACUCCGCUCUUCCGGCCAUGCAUGCGAUCGGCAACCUUCCGUUCAACAUUGCUUCUCCCCUCAUCAUCAAGUAAAUCACUACAUCUUUCUCCUUUUCAUUCCUUUCGAUUCAGAUAUCUGCGUGACAUGUCAUAUCACCGAGGCAUCUGGCAGUACGGAAGAGUUCCUCUCACACUCACUUUCCAACUGGAAGUGGCUCAGAGACUGUGCUCCCCGAUUGCCUGUGACACUCGUUCCCGUAUUUCGAUCAUGGCUCAGUACGUUUCGGAGCCGAAGAUGGUCUUCCAGAUUCCCGGUAUCGCUCGCGUUCCAUUUCUCUUUCAAGCCCACAACUUUCAGGUUCUUGCUUCGUGCCGAGACCCAAAGUCGACGUCGGAGUGGUUCGAUUCGAGCCACGCAAGACUCCGUUAGCCUCCGUUCCGUUCGAAGUGCUCGAAAAAGUGUGUCGACAAGUGUUUAUCUAUCGGCAGAAGUAUGUGCAGAAGGGACUGAAGACUCUGUACCCUGAAGACCUGGAAGAUGAGUUGGCGACCGAGUUGCUCCAGAAGUGCCGCGUGGAUCCGACGACGACGUCGUUCCGGCUCGGCAUCGAGCAGUUUGCCGACUUGGCCGACGGGUACUACGAGCAGUGUAUUCGGUGAGACAACCAAAAUAUUUGAAAAGAAGGGGAAGAACGGUUGUUAACAGCUGACUGAUUAGCAGGCAAAUAAACACUGGGGUGGCAAAUACGUGUACCACUGGAAAUUUAUAAUUUAGAUAAGAAUUAUCGGAUUCUACCACUUCCUGCCCCGUUGCGAAACGUUGACACCAAUAAGAUAGAGGUAAACAGUAUCACCCGUGACUUCCUGGAACUCAACCCGUCAGCGAGAAUGCGCGUGAUGAAUGGGAAAGAAUGAGAAGCAAAUAGACUCAUUUUCUUCCGCAUUCUGAAACAAUUUCGUGUGAAAUCAGUGCGAAUUAGUGGACGUUUGACACAAAAGAAAACAAAUAGAAAGAUUAGGUUUCGAGCAUCAAAGAUCGAAACAAACAUGGCCGAUGUGGCCCUUUCCUAAAAGCUCCUAAAAGCAAAAGUUCACUCUUUCAGACAUCCCGGACUGUUUCUGUACGACCACACGAACAAGCAGCACACUCUCGAGAAUCUGUCCAAAGAACCGAAUGCCCUUCCUCCGGCACGUCCUGUUUUCGAAAAACCAAAGACGGUUUCAGAAGAGAAAAAGUGGUCACUCAAGGAUUUCAGCGUCUCAUAG